Messenger RNA from Solenopsis invicta (red fire ant), 1982 nucleotides. RefSeq names its product putative ATPase N2B. Gene Ontology annotation, cellular component: cytoplasm; mitochondrion. The transcript has 8 exons. NCBI's taxonomy places the organism in Eukaryota, Metazoa, Arthropoda, Insecta, Hymenoptera, Formicidae. Gene Ontology annotation, molecular function: ATP hydrolysis activity; ATP binding. The coding region runs from base 249 to 1607 and encodes 452 amino acids. The record is from RefSeq and is a predicted model, not a curated record.
UCUUUCAAAAGGCACGUCCUCCGUCGAGUGCGGACAGCAGAGUAAGCAGAGGCGCGUGACAGGUGCGCGGCGGGACGAUCCGCACGUAUGGUUUGAACGGACGGCUGUGAAGCGGGGGAAAGCGGGCCUUUCCUCCUGUGCUGUAGCCCCGCGUGGAUCGCGGCGACCUGGCAUCCUCUUGUGCUCCGCGGGACCGACGCGACAGCUCCGUCCAGCUUCUUCAGCGUGUGUAAUAUUCCUCCGCAAAUAUGUCUUAUCACCUCGCGAAGAAAUAUGCUAACGCAAAUAAUCUCUGUCACGUGUUGACGCGUGUACGACCUAUGAUUUGUGUUCAGAGAUAUAGUUACGCUCACGACAUAGACAUAAACCUGAACGGCGGACCAGUCAGUAUUUUAAAGCAGAAAAUAGCGAGGGGCGAGCUGGCGAACGAUGCGCACCAGACGAAAGUGGCACAGACCCUGCAGAAAAUUUACCAAGAAGUACACGAUUACAAGCCGCAGCAGUUGAAUCUGUUGGAAAAGUGGUUUGGCAGCAAGCGGAGGGAUGCGCCGAAAGGGUUGUACAUUUAUGGAGCGGUGGGUGGAGGUAAAACAAUGUUGAUGGACCUAUUUUACGAUUGUUGCCAGAUUGAAAAUAAGAAAAGGUUCCACUUUCACUCCUUCAUGUUGGACGUACAUAGGAGGGUGCACGAGGUGAAGAAGACCAUUGUACGAGAUGCCACUAGCACCAAAUUGCAACCUUUCGAUCCGAUACCUCCAGUCGCCUCCGGCAUCGCGGAGGAAACUUGGCUGCUGUGCUUCGAUGAAUUUCAGGUGACGGACAUUGCAGACGCGAUGAUAUUGAAGCGAUUGUUCACGGAGUUGUUCGACAAUGGCGUGAUAAUGGUUGCGACCAGCAAUAGAUCGCCGGACGAUCUGUAUAAGAACGGGCUGCAAAGAGGAAACUUCGUACCGUUUAUAAAAGUGUUGAAGGAUCAUUGCUUGGUUAGUAACUUGGACUCAGGGAUAGAUUACAGACUAAAGUCGGGAUCUGGAAACAAGAAGAUAUAUUUCAUAAAAGGCAAGGAUGCUGCGAACGACGUGGACAAGGUCUUUAAGUAUCUUUGCUCCAUGGAGAACGACGUAAUACGGCCGCGCACGAUAUCUAUAAGAGGACGCAAUGUCACCUUUCGGAAAACCUGCGGGCAGGUGCUGGACUCCACAUUCGAGGAAUUAUGCGAUAGACCUCUUGGAGCGAGCGACUAUUUGCAAUUGAGUCAGGUGUUUCAUACAGUCAUAAUAAGAGACAUGCCUCAGUUAAAUCUACAACUCAAAUCUCAAGCCAGGCGAUUUAUUACUCUCAUUGAUACGUUGUAUGAUAAUAGGGUGCGGGUAGUCAUGUCGGCAGCUGUGCCACACACGCAAUUAUUUUUACCAGAAAACGAGUCCGAAUACACUGAUGAAAAGAGGAUGCUAAUGGAUGAUUUGAAUAUUUCACACGGCUCGGGGGAUCACAAGGCGAACAUCUUUACUGGAGAAGAGGAGAUCUUCGCGUUUGAUCGUACCGUAUCACGUCUGGCCGAAAUGCAGACCUCACAGUAUUGGGAGCAAUGGGAACACCAUAGAUAAUGAUAGUUUUAAAACUAGCCCAAAUAGAUUUGUGUAGCUCCAUACGAAUUCAUUUACUUGAGGCUAACGAAGGUUGUUAAUAUUUACGAGCAUAAUUUUUAAACGAUCUCUCGCGCGGAAAGUGACUUAAGCUUUCGUCAGGUGCGCGUGUUACGCCUGUGGCGUAACUUUCGCACUCUUUCUCAGUAUUUUGUCUCGUAAAUUAUUUCGCUAGGGACACAAAAGUUCCUCAGACAUUACCUCUAACAUUAAAGUAUUUAUAUGAUUAUUUAUGAGCGUAAAAUCAUAUGUGCCGAUUGCUCUACUACAAAUAUGUAUAUUUGUAUCUAUGUGUAUAUGCGCAAAAGUCUCAAUUACAUGAAAUUUUGCACUGAU